AUGGGUUCGGCGGCCGGGAAGUCCAAAGCCGCCGCCCAGCGCACCGCUCCGGAGGGGUCCACGGCCGCGGCCCAGGAGGAAGACAUGGAUGAAGGAUCCCUGACGGUGUCCGUGGCUUUCAUCGACGGCUCAGAGUUGACGCUGACGCUUCCAGGUGGUGCGCGACAUCCUCAUAUGGGUCCCAGGAGCCUCGACGAGCUGCUCCGCCAACUUGGGGAGCAGUUGGGCUAUCCCCGACGGUACCUGCUUCUAACCUUGGGUUCCCGGACGUUUUCUCGAGAUGACUGGGAAACCAGCCUAGAGGAGCUGGGGGUGCAGGCGGGCUCCCAUCUCACCUGCGUCAAGUCCACGCCGAUGAGCGAGGCGCUUCCGGCCUUUGUCGGCUUUGUGGGUGGAUUGAGGACGAGCUCAUCCAGCGGAGCGUCGAAGGUGUCUCUGUACUUUGAGCUUGCUGCUGAAGGCUGGCGGGAUUUCCCCUGGCGCGGGCCCGUGGACGUGGCACUGCAAGCCACGGUGGGAGACCUCUGGGAUGAUGCCCAGCACAUCCUGAUGGAAGUUGCAGAGAUGGCACCUCCGCCACGACGCGGCAACCCAUACGAUCUGCGACAGCGGCUCACAAUGCUCAUGUGGGGAACACUAUCGUUCAAGCGCUUUCAUCCUGCAGAGUGCCUUACCCUCGUGCACUGCCAUGGCAGGCCCGGUUCGACAACCAGCGAGAAAGUCCUGGCAGAGCUGAGAUUCCCUUCGGGUGACGGAUUGAAGGACGGUGACUGCUUCUCCGUCUACUCGGCCAUGGACUAG
Symbiodinium sp. CCMP2592 is the source of this 801-nucleotide messenger RNA. The record is from the annotation of a GenBank genome assembly. NCBI's taxonomy places the organism in Eukaryota, Dinophyceae, Suessiales, Symbiodiniaceae.